Humulus lupulus (European hop) is the source of this 1247-nucleotide messenger RNA. Its product is annotated as NAC transcription factor 25-like. Gene Ontology annotation, molecular function: DNA binding. The transcript is spliced from 3 exons. Lineage: Eukaryota; Viridiplantae; Streptophyta; Magnoliopsida; Rosales; Cannabaceae. Bases 63 to 1106 code for a protein of 347 amino acids. Gene Ontology annotation, biological process: system development; regulation of DNA-templated transcription. The record is from RefSeq and is a predicted model, not a curated record.
AUUUCCAAUUCCACCAUUUUUCUCCAAUUUUUUCUUUCUAAAAAAUAGGAAGAACUAGUUGGAUGAUAAAUAUGGAGAACAGCACAGACUCGUCUUCUUCUUUGAGAUCAUCACAACACCACCCGAAACUCCCACCUGGUUUUCGAUUCCACCCCACAGACGAAGAGCUCGUGGUUCACUACCUCAAGCGAAAGGCCGCCGCCGCUCCUCUUCCGGUCACCAUCAUCGCCGAAAUCGAUCUCUACAAGUUCGAUCCAUGGGAGCUUCCAAGUAAGGCUAGUUUUGGGGAACAAGAGUGGUAUUUUUUCAGUCCAAGAGAUCGGAAGUAUCCAAACGGAGCUCGGCCGAACAGAGCAGCGACUUCUGGAUAUUGGAAAGCCACCGGAACUGAUAAGCCGAUUCUGAGCUCUAAUGGUUCUCAGAAGGUUGGUGUUAAGAAAGCUCUGGUUUUCUAUGGCGGAAAACCACCUAAAGGUGUCAAAACCAAUUGGAUUAUGCAUGAGUAUCGAUUGGUCGACUCAACUACCAGCUCCAAUUAUCCGAUUCCUCAUCAUACUCCACCAACGCCUAACAAAAAAGCAUCUUUACGGCUGGAUGACUGGGUUUUGUGUCGAAUAUACAAGAAAAACAAUGGGCAGCAAAGUCGACCGAUGAUGAUGAUGGAGCGUCAUGAUGAUCACAAAGAAGAUUCUAUGGAUCCUAUGAUUAUUUUCCCAAGGCCAAUCAAUAAUAAUUACACAGCCUUGCUCGAAAACGAAGACUGUUUUCUCCAAGGAAUAUUAGAAGGCAAUAACAAUGGCAACGAUCCUCAUCAGAUGGGUGUCAAACGACAGCAACCAUCGUCGUUUUGGAAUGAAGUAGCUGUGGGUUCUUCGUCUAUGGCGUCACCACCACAAGCAAAACGGUUCCAUGGUGAUCUUAAUAGCACUACUUCUACGACCAGUGCUACUAGCUCUGAGAUUAACAUGAACUCGUCGUCGUUUGUUUCUAUAUUGAAUCAGACGGCGUCGUUUCAUCAUCAGAACGCUCUUCUUGGCUCCGUAAACGACGGCGUUUUGCGUAGUAGUAUUCCCCAGUUUCGACUUCCCACCAUGAACUGGAACUAGAAAUUAAAAGUAUGUUAUAUGCUUCUUUUUUUUUAUAAUUAAUUUCUUCUCUUUUUGUGACAUGUCACAGACAAAUUAUAGAAAUAUACACAGUAAUAAUUGAAUCAGCUCAAACAAUUAUGAGCAGAGGCCUUCUCAUUA